Messenger RNA from Salvia hispanica, 1128 nucleotides. NCBI's taxonomy places the organism in Eukaryota, Viridiplantae, Streptophyta, Magnoliopsida, Lamiales, Lamiaceae. The record is from RefSeq and is a predicted model, not a curated record.
AUGGAUAUAGAAAGUAGGGUAAUCUCAAUAGAGACUCUCACACCAUCUACUCCAACUCCAAAAUAUCAGCAAAAAUACCAACUUUCAUUUCUUGAUCAAGGCAUUCAUCCAUCAUUCAGUCCCUUUGUCUACUUCUACUCAUCAAAAUCAAAUCCCAAAUUUUCAAACUCAGAUAAAUCAAACCUAAUAAAGAAAUCCCUAUCGGAUGUCCUCUCCAUAUACUACCCCCUAGCCGGCCGCAUCGUUGGCAACCUCUACGUCGACUGCAAUGACGCUGGCAUUCCUUUCUCCGAAGCCGAAGCAGACUGCGAUCUCUCGCACUCGCAAGUCAUCGCCAACCAAAACCCUAAAAAUUUGAAGAAAUUCUACCUUUUAAAACGGAUGAUUCCAAAGAACUUUGCUUGGCGAAACAGCGGCGGUGGCGUGUCACUGCCCAAGUUCGACACGGCCACCUAUGUUCCGCCGCUGGACAUCCUAAUCAACCUCCAACUAACUUCAGGAUUAGUGGAGGAAGACAACGCAGCCAGAGUCUUUGUGUUUUCAGCUUCGGAGAUCUCAGCUCUCCAGGAAAGGUACACCGCCGGCGGGCAUCGUCCAAGCCGGGUUGAGGCACUAUCGGCUUUUACAUGGGGACUGUACAUAGGAAUUAGAUCCGACCCGGGUAAGAUCUGCGUAGUGCAUAAUGCGGUAAACUUACGGAACCGGGCCGACCCGCCUCUAUCCCAAUACCAGUUCGGUAACUUGGUUGUAUCUUCGAGGUUGGAGGCGGCAGCUGGGGUGGGCGGUGCUGAGCUUAUUUGGAAGGUGCGUGAAGCCUUGAAGGCGGUCGAUGCCGGGUACGUGGGUCGGCUGAAGAAGAGGGAGAUGCAAUUGAAACUGAUAAAGGCUGGAGCUGGUAAAUCCAUGGUGGAUAGAUUCUUCUUCUCAAGUCUCUGCAAGUUUCCUUUAUACGAAGCGGAUUUUGGGUGGGGUAGACCCGACCGGGUCAUGUUUGGUGGAUUUCCUUACAAGAAUUUGGCAACAUUUAUGGAUACAAGGUGUGGGGGAGGGAUAGAGACGUUGAUUCAGUUGACCAAACAAGAUAUGGACAAACUUGAAGCUCAUUUCUUGUUAAGGAGUUAUUUGUAA